AUGCAGUGGCAAGUCGACGACCGCCCACCAAAUGGUGUGUUGGAGUAUGUCUGUCGUCAGUCUCCCCUCGUCUGUGGCCGGGAGCUCUUGGAUUCAUUUUUGCCCAUCCUGCCGAAGGAGGCCGAAUGUCUGACGGAAUCGGAAGCAACAUCUCUCAUGGAGUCAGACUUACUGCGAUUGUUGGGAGACAGUGCUCUUCUGUCAGAAAUAAAACAGGAUUGCAGGCAAGAUAAUUUGCAGCCUGUAUUUACGCCAACUUUCAGAUAUGUAUUUUUCCACACUUCAUCUAACUUACACGGCCUCCUUAAGCCCUCCUUUGUUAGUCUUUAUCUUGAAAUGCAGAAACUAGCGCCUUUAGCCUGCAUCUCUACGCCUGAUUUCUCAUUUGGCGUCGCUCAAGUUUCAACCGAUUUACACCAUAGAACUGUCGCUGUUUGUAAUUAAUUCUGGAGCCUGUUACCUCGUCUUAAUAUGGAUUAUUCAUGCUGAAUUCAAUCUGAAUUGCGUUCACGUUGUUUGCCAUUUAUUCGUAAUUACUUGCGUCACCCUCCACAGUUCAUUCGACUCUGAAUAUUAGUGCGUAGCCCAACUAUCUGACUGGACAUAGUGGACGGUCAUAUUUAAAAUUAUCGCGCUGUGACUUUUGUCGUUGCCGAACUUGUUUUUCGCCUACAUUCUCCCUAGUCGCCCGACCUUAAACAUGGAGCAGUAAUAUGGAGACCCAACCUACAUGCCAUCAUCGACUUUAAGUGUUUCGACAUCAAGAACCGGGACGAAACUUGUAUUGUGAGGACGAAAAUCGGAUUUCCUGAAGGGUUUGCCUUAAAGAUCAGGCAACUUAACGACGAUAUGUUGGCGUGCGUUACGGACGAAUGGAUCUCAAAGACCUUCGCCAUGGUAAAUGGGGAGGAGGCAUGGUUCUUCAAUCACUCCAAACCGCCCCGUACCUAUAUUUACUUCAGUGCUGGUAAAGGCUCACUGUAAGAAGCAACCUAGAAUCUGCAACAAUUACUGAACCAACGGAAAGUUAUUCAGCCCUCCCAUGCAGGCCGUCACCAGCCAAGGUAAACUAUCUCUCUUCGAAGCGUUUGCGCCAAAUUCGACUAAAGCGGUCAUACAGAGGAGCCCGGACCUGCCCGUUUUCCGAUGUGCUAACCCUAGGUUAACCACAAACGCGGAGAAAACGAAUGUCGCAAAUUAACUGCCGUAGGCUUUUUCCUGUACUGAAAACUUAAUGUAAAUAUUAGCAUGCAGCUACAAAAACCUCAGUUAUAUUGUCCUGAGCCCGUCAUCGGAGUGUGAGAGUACAACAAAGAAUAGGCGGUUUUUGAGUCAGACAGUGAGAGAGGGAAUAAAGGAUGGGGUGAGAAAGGUUGUCUCAGCCGGAUCGGGCUCACACUGUCUAACUCACGGUGUGGCGACGCUGUGCAUCUCUAGCCGGGAACUGGGCCGCGCCCCUUGACCGCGGGAGCAUAGCUUUAUAGUAGCUGGUAUAGCAACGUCUGCUUAUGGAGCUGCUGUCAAACACUCUUCUCCAGCAGUUCACACCGCGUCUUAUUGCUGGCAUGCGCGGUUAUCCGCGUGCUCGCGAAUUCGAUUUCGUGACCUUCUUCCUGGUCAUGAGUAACGAUUUGAGACAACGGAUCGCCCCUCCAAACGGUCCGUUUGUCCUCGAAGUACCUACAAGACUAAUUCAACAACUAGCUGAAUAUUCGGGACCCAUCGUCAUUCCUUUGACUAGUUCGUAUGUUUAACCAUUGAAAAUGAGGAAGUUCGUUUGUAGAAUGUAAAGUUUCAUUAGAUACUCGAUCUCUAGAGGACCCCCUUUCGUCGUACUCCUUUUCGUGCCGUUCGCGUAGAACAUCGCGCGCCAGGUCCGGUGGGAUAGAUGUAAACCAUGAGACCACGUCGAGCGAUGCCAUAGUUUAGUCAAGUCGAACUGUUUUCCCCCGAAUGUCGGCGAGGAGUUGGAAGGAUGAGUCAACAUAAAAAGUUUAAUUUUCGGGUCACCCAUUUGUCUAGAUCGUAAAUGAAAGUGCUUUUCAGGACAAUGGUUGGCCGAAGAGGAGCGUUGGGCCUGUGGAUUCUGUACGAUACAUACAAUGCGAGAAUGACGAAGUUUAUGAGGACCUUGUCACUGUCCCAGGACUAGAAGUUAAACAGGGUUCGUAACGUUGAGUUCCACGGCCAACUGCCGACAAAAACGGCUAUAUACGCCACGCAUUCGAAUGUUAUUUCACGAACCACAUUUUUUGUCUUCUUAGUGCUGACAUUCUAAAAUGCUCUCAUAGAGAUUACGGUCCACCUUUAAUGUCUAUAUUUGUCAAAUUUGUUCCUCGAAGUUGCCCUUCGUAAAUGUUUUAUUUUGGACUCUCUCCAUUUAGCUUGGACAACCUGUAUAUUGAAGGCGAACACCGGACAUUGGAUGAGGUUCUCCAAGUCAUUCCCUCCCGUACCCAACGCUCUGGUAGACUUCUUACCCUGGAAGCCCUACCCGAAUGCCCUUUUGACAAGCUGUCAGGCACGCAUGCUCUUAGUGUACGGGCACGCCUUCGUCGACCCCAAGUUGACCAGUCCUAUCUAAAUUCACCCGAUGGUUGCUUUGAUUCUGGCAGACCGAUCCAAGAUGCCAUCUUCACAGUCUUCAUCUACCGGCCUCUGACAACUACCGUAGACUGCAGCAACAGUCCCUGGAAAUUAAUUGUCGAUCAGCGGAUUGAAAUUCUUGGCUCGCAAUCCCUGGGUGCACUUCGUGACGCAAUCCGCUGUCCACAAGACAUGAUCUGGUUGGGUGACUGCAGUGAAGCUCUAGAUAAGCCGGAAUUGCAUAUCCCUGCGGGCCUGAUGUACACUUCCGCCUACUUCUUCAUUGAGAACGUAUUCUAUGAUGAUCUCCGCAAUCCCAAGUCAACUGCUCUAAGUGCGUAAGUUGGGCAAACCUCUGUGUACAUACAUUCUUCGUAGGGAUGUCAUCGAUUGGCAUAAUAGCAAAGUGAACGUGUCGGACAAGGACCAUUUUACCGCUGCGGACACUGACACUUUGCUCGGUGACUUGAAGUUACACCUAGGUAAACCAUACCUUUAUCUUCAUCAGGGAAGUUGCGAGCACAUAGUUAUCUUCGCAGAUAUAAGGUAAGCAGUGGUCAGUGGUUCAAGUCACGUUUCUCUUUUUUGCUCCCAGUUUUCAUUUGAUGUUAGUGACGUCCCAUUCACCACUUUUAGAUUGACUGAUCGAACAUGUGCCCAGUCCGCUUCCAAAUAUCCCAUCUGUACAGGCCGUUCGUUCACAUUUGUGUAUAAAUGCAGUGUCUGCAAGCACCUUGCCACACAAUGGCUCGUUUAUGAUGCUGGAGAAAUCCUCUCAAGGGAUCCUGCCGCAAUGUGCGACGUGUGCCUGCGUCACCUGCUUUACACGGAAGAUGGAAAGAAGAUCCAUCCCAACUUUCGCGUACAGAAAUAUUUUGGUCACGAACUAGCUCGCUAG
Molecule: messenger RNA, 3484 nt
Organism: Spirometra erinaceieuropaei
Lineage: Eukaryota; Metazoa; Platyhelminthes; Cestoda; Diphyllobothriidea; Diphyllobothriidae
Source: the annotation of a GenBank genome assembly